Molecule: messenger RNA, 2143 nt
Organism: Cygnus atratus (black swan)
Lineage: Eukaryota; Metazoa; Chordata; Aves; Anseriformes; Anatidae
Gene: OAF
Product: out at first homolog
Exons: 4
Coding region: 23-844 (273 amino acids)
Source: RefSeq, a predicted model, not a curated record
GGGGGUGGAGGGGGGGGGGGGGAUGCUCGCCCCCCGGCUACCGGCGCUGCCAGCCCUGCUGUGGCUAGCGUUAGCCCCGCUGCCCGGCGCUCCCGGCCCCGCGGCCAAGGCUGAGCUGCGGGUGCGGGUGCGGCUGCCCGGCGGGCAGGUGGCGGAGGAGAGCCUGCAAGCCGACAGCGGCUCCGACUGCAUCAGCCUGGAGCUCCGCAAGGCCGACGGCGCCCUCAUCACCCUCACGGCCGAUUUCAGACAGGAGGUGAAGAUCUUCCGUGCCUUAAUCCUAGGGGAGCUGGAGAGGGGCCAGAGCCAGUUCCAAGCACUCUGCUUUGUCACCCGGCUUCACCGCAACGAGAUCAUCCCCAGCGAGUCUAUGGCGAAGCUGCGGCAGAAAAACCCCAGGACAGUGCGGCAGGCUGAGGAGGUGCGGGGCCUGGAGCACCUCAGCAUGGAUGUAGCUGUCAACUUCAGCAAAGGGGCGCAGCUGAGCUCCCACAUCCACAACGUCUGUGCAGAGGCCAAAGAAGCGAUUUACACGCGAGAGGACGAUGUCAAAUUUUGGUUGGAGAAAGGGGUGGACGGCUCCAUGUUCGAGGUCCUGCCGCAGACGUCCGACCUGCCGGACCUGCAGCGCUGCAGGCUGUGCGCGGACCGCUGGAAGCCCUGCAUCUGCAGCUACUCGCUGAGCAUCGAGUGGUACCCCUGCAUGCUCAAGUACUGCAAGAGCCGCGAUGCUGCGGGCAAGGUUUCUUCCUACAAAUGCGGCAUCCGCAGCUGCCAGAAGGGCUACACCUUCGAUUACUACGUGCCGCAGAAGCAGCUCUGUCUCUGGGACGAGGAGACCUAGCAGAGCCAGGCUUUUCCGAGCAGCAGCUCAGCUGCCUCCUGCCACCGCUCGCGAUGCUGAGGGCCUCCCGCAGCCCCCUGCUGCGAAGAAGGAACGUGGUUCACAGCGGUGCCUUGUACCAGGGGAGCUCUGUGUGUGUGCCUUUCCUUCUGCCCCCCGCCCCCCUCCCCGUGGCUCCCUCCCGACCCCACAGCUCGUACUGGGAUAAGCGGGCUUGGCUCGCUGCAUGGUGAAGGAGGAGCCGCGGGUUUUGGGGCUGAAGCACCAGAAGGGCUCUGUUUUUCCCUGCUCUGGGGGUGGGGGGUGUGAAGAGGGGCACUUCUGGCCAGUUUUCAGCCUCCAGCAUCCUGAAGGGUGGCCAGGGCAGGGAGAGGAGGAGUCCCUGGGGUGUCAGACAUCUCCGCCACUGACUUCGCCACCUCCUGGUGACACGACAGCAUUUUCCACUGGGAACAUGGCUGAGUUAUGGGACCACAUACCGAAGGUACGAAUCCUACCCAAAGCCAGAGCCUGCCUGUAGCUUUUUUUAGUGUCUGCCUGGCCGGUAUAUCCUUCCCGUGGCUCCAAACAAGAUGCUCUGGGGGGAUAUGGCCCAGCAAUUCUGCCCCAAAGGGCUGCUGAUUAGGGCUCGAACUUCUCCCUAUUUAGACUAGUGAAGGCCAACAUUUUGUGUUGGUUCUGGGACUCUCCUGCUAGGAAAGAGACAUCUGGAGAUUUGUGACUGCCAUCGUAACCUUGUGGUUGCAAGGGGGGAUGAUCCCAGAUGGGCAUUGCAACUGUUGUUUGGAAGAAGAUAACGUCCUACAUCUACAUCCAGUUUUAUGUCCUACUCUGCCAGCUAUUCACAAGAAGCUCUUAGUUAACUGUACUGCUUUGUUGUGCCUUGGUUUCCCCUAUACGUAAAGUAGGGAUGACCUUGAAGCUGACCAUGGCCCUGGUGUGUACCUGGAGGACAUCAGACAAAAAGUGCUGUAGGAGCGCUGCCUGCUUCCCGAGCCGUCUUCCACUCAAGUUUAGAACAAGCAGAGAGGGGAAAGAGGCUGCUGGGGUCAUUGUGAGCCCCCGUUGCUCCUGAUGAAAAGCCUUCACAAUGUGCCUUUUUGCCUAAAAUCCAGGAAUUUUUGACAAAAAUGAAUUUGGUCACAAUUAUUUUUGUAUUGAUCAGUUAAGGGGCGAGGGAAGGGAAAGGUAUUUUAAUAUUACAACAUGAAGUAAAACACACUUGAAUGAUUUUUUUUAAAAAAAAAAAAACAAAUUAUUUAUCAUUUGUAAGGUAAAAUAAACUUUUUUUUAAAAGCA